This is a messenger RNA of Peniophora sp. CBMAI 1063, 1512 nucleotides long. The record is from the annotation of a GenBank genome assembly. Lineage: Eukaryota; Fungi; Basidiomycota; Agaricomycetes; Russulales; Peniophoraceae.
AUGAGCUCCACUCCGUCAUUCGAUGAGAAGACGAUCGCGCCGGUCCUGAACGAGGAUGUACGGACAUAUAGCGACGAGAAAGUCGGCGCGUCGGAUCGGUCGAAGACGGCGUCGCCGGAGGUGUACGUGCCGACGCUCAGCGCAGCCGAGCAAGGGCGGGUGUGGCGGAAGCUCGACCUGUACUUGCUGCCCUUCGUGUCGCUGCUCUACCUCUUCUCCUUUCUUGACCGUGCCAAUAUUGGGAACGCCAAAGUGGCGGGUAUGGCGGCCGAUCUGAAGCUUGAGGGUUUGAAGUACAACAUCGCCGCGGCCGUGUUCUUCAUCCCUUACUCCUUCCUGGAGAUUCCCUCGAACAUUGCGCUAAAGGUCUUCAGACCGUCUAUCUGGAUCCCGUCUAUCAUGAUAGCAUGGGGAUUAGUCAUGACAUGCAUGUGCAAGGUCGAAUCCUUCAACGGGCUUGUCAUCGCUCGGGUGUUCUUGGGUAUGACCGAGACGGGACUCUUCCCUGGCGUCACCUACUACAUCUCCCUCUGGUACCCGCGUCGUCUGCAGGCGAAGCGUGUAGCCCUGUUCUUCUCUACUGGAUCUCUGGCUGGUGCCUUCGGUGGUAUCCUCGCGUAUGGUAUCGAACAUCUUGAGGGCCGUGGCGGUCUUCAUGGUUGGCAGUGGAUCUUCCUUAUCGAGGGACUCAUGACAAUCGUGCUUGCGAUGCUGUCCUUCUUCUUCAUGCACGACUAUCCUGACACGGCGACGUUCUUGACGGAAGAGGAGCGCGCAUUCGUCGUCAACACUCUCAAGGCCGACUCCAUGGGUCAAGCGAAGCACGUCUCGGCAGCAUUCGUCUGGCAAGCGCUGGCGGACUGGAAGAGCUGGGUACAGAUCGGGAUGUACAUCGGUGUCCUCGUACCCGUCUUUGCCGUUGCGCUGUUCAUGCCGUCGAUCAUCGCCGAGCUCGGCUUUGCGAAUGCGGAAGCACAGCUGCUGACGAUCCCGCCCUUCGUCGCGGGCUGCGCACUUACCAUCAUUGUCGGCAUUUACUCCGAUCAUAUCCAAAGGCGCGGCAUCUUUUGCCUGGGAGGCGCGAUCGUUGCGAUGGUUGGUUAUAUCGUCGCAUACACCACGUCCACGCCCGGCGCAGGCUAUGCGGCAACCUUCAUCGCCACCAUUGGCGUAUACCCCGUCAUCGCUGUGGCUUUGGCAUGGGCUGGCGGCAACGCGGGUGGUGAUUUGAAGCGCGGCGUCGUCAUUGCUAUGGUAAUCGGCAUCGCCAAUCUCGGAGGAGUCUGCUCGUCCUUCAUCUACUAUGACCCGCCGCACUACCACCACGGCCACGGCACGAUGCUAGGCUUCCUUGGGUUGUCGAUCAUAUGCAGCUCCGUUCUCAUCUAUACGUAUGAUCGGUUGAACAAGGAGAAGGAGGAGCACUGCCGGCGCGAGGGUAUCACGGCCGAUAUGGCACCACAGUUCGCGAACAUGGGCGACAAGAGUCCGCUCUUCCGCUACGUUCUCUGA